Molecule: messenger RNA, 7424 nt
Organism: Pimephales promelas (fathead minnow)
Lineage: Eukaryota; Metazoa; Chordata; Actinopteri; Cypriniformes; Leuciscidae
Source: RefSeq, a predicted model, not a curated record
UCAAGGCAUUCAUCCAUAUCCUAAGCCUGCUAGAGGAAAGGUCCAACGACACCAGCAUCAGCCUAAUAAAAACAUCAUAUUGCGCGGUGCUGGAGAAUUAAACGGAGCUAUAAUGGGUGUAAAUAACAAGAACGGAACUAUUAAGAACUUAACCGUCAGUCUUUUUUGAUUUUUGCUGCUGGUUUUAGACGUCAUUGGAGAAUUGGCACCGUGCAGGAUUUCUAUGGUGUUCUAGUCGUCUCUACGUGUGGAUAUAAAGCGGAGAACAUUUUUUGGGAUUGAAUCACACCAAUUUCAACCAUGUCUGGCUCAGUGAAAGUGGCUGUCAGAGUGCGACCCUUCAACUCAAGGGAGACCAACAAGGAAUCAAAAUGCAUUAUACAAAUGCAAGGGAACUCCACCAUUAUUUUGAACCCCAAGAACCCAAAAGAAGCACCCAAAUCCUUCAGCUUCGACUACUCGUACUGGUCUCACACCUCACCGGACGACCCCAGCUUUGCGUCACAGAGCCUUGUGUACAAUGACAUCGGUAAAGAGAUGCUGCAGCAUGCUUUUGAGGGAUAUAACGUCUGCAUUUUCGCCUACGGCCAGACCGGAGCUGGCAAGUCCUACACCAUGAUGGGAAAGCAAGAGGAAGGACAGGAAGGCAUUAUUCCUCUGCUCUGUGAAGAUCUCUUCGAGAAAAUCAAUGACAACAACAAUGAGGAGAUCUCGUACUCGGUGGAGGUGGCUUACAUGGAGAUAUACUGUGAGCGAGUGAGGGAUCUGCUAAACCCUAAGAACAAAGGGAACCUACGUGUCAGGGAACAUCCUCUACUUGGGCCUUAUGUGGAAGACCUCUCGAAACUGGCCGUCACCUCUUACACAGACAUUGCUGACCUCAUGGAUGCUGGAAACAAGGCUAGAGUGGGCCAGGCAGACGCAGAAAGACGUCAGGAUAUCGUUCUGAGCGGAGCGCACAUCAAGGAGGAGCACUGUAUCUUCCGCAGUGAGAGGAACCCCAGCGGAAAUGUAAUUGUCACUUUGGAGCCAUGUGAGGGAUCUGAAACAUAUGUGAACGGAAAACGUGUGAAUUCUGCUGUCCAGCUGCGCUCAGGUAACCGCAUAAUCAUGGGAAAGAACCACGUUUUCCGGUUUAACCACCCUGAGCAGGCCCGCGCUGAGCGCGAGAAGACCCCGACGGCGGAGACCCCUGUAGAGCCAGUGGACUGGACCUUUGCCCAAAGAGAACUGCUGGAGAAACAGGGUAUCGACAUGAAGCAAGAGAUGGAGAAGAGGCUUACAGAAAUGGAGAUCCUGUACAAAAAAGAGAAGGAGGAAGCGGACCAGCUACUUGAGCAACAGAGACUGGUAUAUGAGAGUAAAUUGCAAGAGCUGCAGAAACAGGUGGAGACCCGCUCAUUGGCUGCGGAGACACCUGAUGAGGAGGAAGAAGAGGAGGAAGAGGAUGAAGUGCCCUGGACCCAGCAUGAGUACGAGCUGGCCCAGUGGGCUUUCAGGAAGUGGAGAUACCACCAGUUCACCUCCCUCAGAGACCGGCUGUGGGGCAAUGCUGUAUACCUCAAAGAAGCCAAUGCCAUCAGUGUGGAGCUCAAGAAAAAGGUCCAAUUUCAGUUUGUCUUGCUCACGGACACCCUCUACUCUCCGCUGCCCCCGGAGCUGCUGCCUCCAGAACCGGAGAAAGAGCACGACAAUAGGCCUUUCCCUCGAACUGUGGUGGCUGUGGAGGUUCAGGACUUGAAGAAUGGAGCCACUCACUACUGGUCCCUGGAGAAACUCAAGCAGAGGCUGGACCAGAUGCGAGAGAUGUAUGAUCGUGCGGGCGAGAUGGCCUCAUCCAAUCAGGGAGAGGAUGGGGAGGGUGCUUUGACCGGCAGUGACCCGUUCUAUGACCGCUUCCAUUGGUUCAAGCUGGUUGGGAGCUCGCCUAUUUUCCACGGCUGUGUGAACGAGCAUCUGGCCGACCGCACGCCCUCUCCUACCUUCUCCACUAGUGAUUCUGAGAUUACCGAGCUGGCUGAUGAGCGGCAGAGCGAGAUGGAGGACUUCAUGGAUGAUGAGGCUUUCGUGGAUGACACCAGCUCAGAUGCUGGGACCGAGGAGGGCUCUGACAUCUUCAGUGAUGGGCAGGACCCCUUCUAUGACCGUUCCCCAUGGUUCAUCCUGGUGGGCAGAGCCUUCGUGUACCUGAGUAACCUGCUGUACCCUGUUCCUCUGGUGCAUCGUGUUGCUAUAGUAACAGAGAAGGGAGAUGUGCGAGGAUUUCUGCGAGUGGGGGUCCAAGCUAUCGCUGCAGACGAAGAGGCUCCUGAUUAUGGAUCCGGUGUGCGUCAGUCGGGGACUGCUAAAAUUUCCUUUGACAAUGAGUAUUUUAAAAAGAGUGAUUUCUCCCCUGUGGUGAUGACCCGCUCUGGCCUCUCUUUGGAAGAGCUGCGUAUUGUGGAAGGUCAAGGUCAAAGUUCAGAGGUCAUCACCCCUUCAGAGGAGAUGAACCGAAUAAAUGACAUGGACCUGAAGCUUGGGAACGUGGACACAAAACUGGGUGAUGGUUUGGCAGAGCAUCUGGAAGUGGGUAGUAUUUUCACUUUCCGCGUCACCGUUCUGCAGGCGAGCAGCAUCCCGCCCGAGUAUGCAGACAUCUUCUGCCAGUUCAACUUCCUCCAUCGUCACGAUGAGGCUUUCAGCACAGAGCCGUUGAAGAACACAGGCAAAGGUGCCCCGCUGGGCUUUUACCACGUACAGAAUAUCUCAGUGGAGGUGACCGAAUCCUUUAUUGAGUACAUAAAGACCAAGCCAGUUGUGUUUGAAGUGUUUGGCCAUUACCAACAGCACCCACUGCACAUUCAUGGACAGGAACUUGUCAGCCCUUCUCAGCCUUCCAGAAAGUACUACCCUCCACCUAUGCCUCUAUCUAAACCAGUGCCAGCCACCAAACUUAACACCAUUACUAAGUCCAACCUGGGUCAGUGUGUGAGCAAGUAUGACCUGGUGGCUUGGUUCGAGAUCAGUGAACUGGAGCCCACCGGAGAGUAUAUUCCAGCAGUAGUUGAUCACACAGGAGGUCUUCCCUGUAAUGGCACGUACCUUUUGCACCAGGGCAUCCAACGUAGAAUAACAGUCACUCUGAUCCACGAGAAGGGCAGUGAGCUGCACUGGAAGGACGUCAGAGAGCUGGUUGUUGGUCGAAUCAGGAGUAAGCCAGAAGUGGAUGAUUCAGCUGCAGACGCAGUCCUGUCUCUCAACAUUAUCUCAGCUAAAAACUUGAAAUCUUCCCACAACUCCAGCAGGACGUUCUACCGGUUCGAGGCUGUCUGGGACAGUUCCCUGCACAACUCUCUCCUGUUGAACCGUGUCACUCCCUAUGGAGAGAAAAUUUACAUGACCCUGUCAGCCUAUUUGGAGCUUGAUCACUGCAUCCAGCCUGCCAUCAUUACCAAGGACAUCUGCAUGGUCUUCUACUCCAGAGAUGCUAAGAUCUCUCCUCCACGCUCCCUGAGGAACCUGUUCGGCAGUAGUUACUCCAAAACCCCUGACUGUAAUAAAGUGACAGGAAUCUAUGAGCUUAGCUUGUGCAAAAUAGCUGACACAGGAAGCCCAGGUAUGCAGCGGCGGAGACGGAAGGUUCUGGACACAUCUGUGGCGUAUGUGCGUGGAGAGGAAAACCUGGCAGGCUGGAGACCCAGAGGAGACAGUCUGAUCCUGGAGCACCAGUGGGAGCUGGAGAAACUCGAGCAGUUGCAUGAGGUGGAGAAGACCCGUCACCUGCUGCUGCUCCGAGAGAAACUGGGUGAGACGCCUCCUCCUAAAUCCCUGAGCGAGUCUCUGUCUCCCAGUCUGAGCAGCGGCACCCUCAGCACCUCCACCAGCAUCUCCUCCCAGAUCUCCUCCACCACCUACGAGAGCGCCAUCACGCCCAGUGAGAGCAGCGGAUACGACUCUACAGACAUCGAGAGCUUGGUAGACCGUGAGAAGGAGCUGGCCACUAAGUGCCUCCGUCUCCUGACACACACUUUCAACAGUGACUACCAGAUGUGCAACAGCAUCAGUGACUGCAAGUUGUCAGAUAUCUCUCCUAUGGGCCGGGAUCCAUCUGUUACCAGUUUCAGCAGUGCUACUCUCACACCCUCCUCCACCUGCCCCUCUCUGUCAGACUCUCGGACCCCUGAAGCUAAUUCUCGUGCCACCAGCCCCUCAUGCUCAGACUAUGAGAACUUCCCCAUGGUGCCCAUUCUGGAAACAUCCUACCUGGCCCGUGCCGGCAAACACGAAUUCCUCAACCUUCUGCCUGAUAUUGAGGAAAUGAGACCUGGGUCUGUGGUAUCAAAGAAGGGAUUCCUCAGUUUCAUGGAGCCCCGCUCCAACUCUUGGGUGAAGCACUUUGUGGUGGUGCGUCGGCCAUACGUGUUCAUCUACAACAACGACAAGGACCCGGUCGAGAGAGGAGUGCUGAAUUUAUCCACUGCCCAGGUGGAGUAUAGCGAAGACCAGCAGGCCAUGCUCAAGACACCUAAUACAUUUGCUGUGUGCACCAAGCACAGAGGGAUCCUCCUGCAGGCCAACAAUGACAAAGACAUGAACGACUGGCUAUACGCCUUUAACCCACUCCUAGCAGGAACGAUAAGGUCAAAGCUGGCGAGGAGACGGUCCGGCCUGAUGAAGAACUGAACGAGCGUGCAUAAGUGCAGAUAGUGCUCUUUUCUCUCUGUCUACCUUUACAGCGUACCAAGUGUGUUAACACUUCUAAAUCUUUGUGGUUCUUGACGGUUUCCUCUUGUAUGUAGAUCUGUGGCUCUGUUCUCCUCUCCAGCAAAUGAACUUUUGAGUUCCUGAACACCAAGUCCCUCUCCUCCCCUCUCUCUAUUGUGUUAUUGAUUGGAUUAAUUCUGUCUUCAGUUUUCGUUCUUUGUCAUAACUGAACCUCCUUCAAGUAGCAUGUUGUAAUAGUCUAUUUGUGUGUGCACGAAUCUUCAGGGCAGGUUCUGCUUUCACUUGAGUUACUCUCGUUUGUGAAGAUCAUCCUUACAGUGUUGUCUGCCAGGAAAAUGUGGCAACAGCCACAACCCUCAGGAGAAAGUUGGCUUGCUUAAAAACAAAACAAUAAUGAUAAUAAUAAAAUAUUAUAUUAUAAUGUAUUAUAAUAUAAAAUAUUCCAUAUUUAAUUAUCAACUUUCUCUGAUAGAUAUAGAAAACAAAAACAAAUAGCUUUGCUCCAGAUAUUGCUUAAAAAAAAACAGAAAAAGAUUUUUAGAUGGACCAACGCACUACUUGAAGAUGCUUAAUUUUCAAAACGAGACAAAAAUUCCCCUAAACUGAAUUUUAUUGCAGUAUUGGCUAAUUGGAUUUUGCUAAAUCAAAGCAAGCCAUGAUACCGGUAGUCGAGAUUUUGACCAUGUACAUACUGCCGUUUACUCGCCCAGCCUGUUGUAAUGUAUUUGCUUGACAUUUAAUUCCACAUAUCAAGGACUUAACAAAAAAAACACACCAUUAACAAAAUACAGUAUGUAAUCAUAAGACGUAUAAUACCAAGGAAAGAUGAUCUCUCACAUAUCGGUAGCCUCCAGGAGUAUUUCUUCAGUAGAUUAGGCCAAAAAAAUGGUGCAAAAGAAUUACCUUAGACACAGAACACCUAACCGAAUGAAUCCAUUUGUACAUAACUUUCAGGAUUACUGUGCAUAACGCUAUUCAUGGGUUUCUAUACUUACUGUAUUACUAAAACACCAUUUUCAGGGCUGUUUUAGCAUGAAAGAUCUGAUGGGUUUGCCUCUUCUAUAGACCAAACGAAUGAGCGAGGUACUGAUUUCAUCGGUUACGGUUGAUUUCCAAAUGAUGGAUUCAAUUAUUUUUCGCCGUUUCUUGAGUCGGUAGGAUCAUUAAACCAGGCUUUUUUCUUCUUGAGAAUUAAGCAUCACUUUUUAAUAUUAUUGAACGUUUACCAUGUAUCUCGACUGAUUAUCUUAACUUAUUUUUAUUAACAUGUGAUCAGUGUUUUACAUUAUACAAUGAAAGGCAAGAAAGGCACUUUUCCUCAUUUUUAUUUAGCAGUGAAACAGACCAAGUUUGACACUAAAGCAGUUUCCUCACUGUCAGUAGAAAUUGGGCCGUUUCUGCAGUUCACUGCAGUGCAGUGUGAGAAAAGGGAUGGUAUGUGUUCUGCUUUUUUUUAUUGUUUUUGUUUUGAAAAUCUUUGCUCUGUAUGUUUGAAGACUUGCAGUUUGAUGGGAGAUUCAGGCGACGCAACAGUCCUCUGGUCAGACAACCAGCAGGAAUUAUUGUCACAGGAAGACUGAUCAUAAGAAGUCAAUAUUCUCGCUGCUCAUAUUUUCACAGGAAACGCAUGAAAAUGGCUCGGAGAGUCGAGUCCUUGGGUCAGCCAGCCCGUAGGCCUCAUCCGAGCUGUUGGAUUGUUAUGGCAUUUGUGAAAAUAUUGAAAUUGAAUAUUCAGAUCUGGCACUUAGUAAUGAGCACUUAAGGAUAGCUUUUAUAUAAUUACACGAGUUGAUGUUAGGAAUGUUUGCCAGGGCAAAGGUUUUUGACUUUUUCUUUUUUUUUACCAUCUUUGUUGAGUGGCUUGGUUGACUAAAGUGAUAUUCAUAAUGAAUUUCAUUAACCGUAUUUAUUGUUUUGCAAUGUAUAUAUUAGUUUGCAGCUCUUUGCACAUAAUGUGUUUAUACAACUAACAACAGAACAAAUAAAGCUUGAACUAUGUUGUUGUUUUCUCGAAUGAAAACCAAAUGAUUUUAGGCUGUGGUGUUUUACUCAUUGAAGUGGACUUUGAAUGUACCUUGAAUUUCACAAGAAAAUGCAUGAAUUAUCUGAUGAAAGAAGAAAAAUAUCUUAAUUAGGGACUGACAUGUUGCUGUGCUUCUUAGUUCUCGAAGUAGGAAUUUGACCAUGUUAUAAGGGCACUUUUUCACAUUUAGGUUAGAUACGGAUGGCAGAGUUGUGACGAGGCCUGUUCAUUAUCACUCCUAACGUCAGGGAAUAUAUUUUCUAGAAAUAUAACAUUAUGUUUGGCUUUUCCUGAUGCAUUGACCUCAUGCAUUUUUUUUCCCAUGCUGCCUUUGAAGCAACCCUGGCUUUACUGUAUCACCCUUAUCAGAAGCCUAAUGUUUCCAGAUGAACAUCACUCCCUCUCAUUGUGAUGAAACAACAGAAAACAGUUCAGCCAUUUUCAUUAACACUGUACAUUAUUUGUCAGAUUGGCUUCAUUUUCAUACUUAUUUUGUAAAUAUUUCAUGUUGUAUGGAACUUGGAUUAAAAUGUAAAUAUGUCUUCUGUAUUUGUAAUAAUUAUAAUCCAUUCGCUGUAUAGCCUAGACGUGUAAUGCAUAUAUCUUAAUUCUGUGUAUGGUAAUCUUGCACCAUUGACCUGUUUAGUGAAUGAGGUAGAAAAAUAAAAUUACAACCAGUGCAUUAGACGAAGAA